Messenger RNA from Cynara cardunculus var. scolymus (artichoke), 1056 nucleotides. RefSeq names its product zinc finger BED domain-containing protein RICESLEEPER 2-like. The record is from RefSeq and is a predicted model, not a curated record. Gene Ontology annotation, molecular function: DNA binding; protein dimerization activity. Lineage: Eukaryota; Viridiplantae; Streptophyta; Magnoliopsida; Asterales; Asteraceae. Bases 1 to 1056 code for a protein of 351 amino acids. The transcript has 4 exons.
AUGGUCGUGACUCGUGAAGGGCAGAAGCAGAAGGGAAGAUCAAUUUUCGUGACCGGUGGUCGAUUGAUAUCUGAUGUCUCUUAUAGCGGUCCAUAUUUCUUUCAUGAUGAUUUAUAUUUAGAUCGAAUGCAAUCGCUUCAAGAACUUGAAUCAACGGAAAUUGAAUCAAGUGCAAACACAUCAAGAAUGGAAAGUACUCCUGAAGUGGUUGUUAUCGGAUCGAAUGAUGGAAACGACGUGGCAGCCGUUGAUGGUGGCUCCGAAUAUCCUACCUCUAAUUUGUUUCUUAGUGAGUUGUAUGAGAUUAAAGAAGCAUUAGAUGAUUUAUCUUUGGAUGAGAGUAAAUAUAUGAGAGAUACGGCUCUCAAGAUGGAAAAGAAAUUUGACAAAUAUUGGGGUACUUGUAAUCUGUUGAUAUUCGUUGGUGCUGUUUUAGAUCCUAGAUACAAGAUGAAGUUGGUUGAGUUCUCUUUUAGUUCCAUUUAUUCAAAGGAUGUGGCACCUAAGCAAAUGAAAAUUGUUCAAGAUACUCUUACUAAAAUGUUUGAAGAGUAUGUUGAACAACAUAAAGCGGCUAAUGUUGUUCAAAUGAGUAGUGCACCUGACAAAAGUGAGAGUGGAGUUAAGAGUGAUUAUAACAAGUUAAGUUCUAGAGUUGGUAUCAAGAGUGGCACGACAAAGUAUGAUCAACAUAUCAGAAGCGUUGACACUUUUGCAAGUGUGAAGUCAGAGUUAGACAUUUAUUUAGAAGAAGGCGUGUACAUUGGUGAUUCAGGUGCAUAUUUUGAUGUCUUGGAGUGGUGGAAGGAGAAAAAUCUGAAGUUCAGAAUUUUGUCUAAAAUGGUUGCUGAUGUUUUGGCAAUUCCGAUAACUACUGUUGCUUUAAAAUUAGCUUUUAGUGCUGGUGGGAGAGUUAUCGAUGCUCAUCGCACCCCUUUAGGGACGAUGACGGUAGAUAUGUUCAUUUGCGGAACUGAUUGGUAUCGUCAUCAUUAUAGACUACACAAAAAGAAAACCAAGGAAACUGAUGAUAUGAUAUAUAUUGAACUUCCUUGA